Molecule: messenger RNA, 3848 nt
Organism: Scatophagus argus
Lineage: Eukaryota; Metazoa; Chordata; Actinopteri; Scatophagidae
Gene: fyb1b
Product: FYN binding protein b
Exons: 19
Coding region: 249-2603 (784 amino acids)
Biological process (GO): integrin-mediated signaling pathway; protein localization to plasma membrane; T cell receptor signaling pathway
Cellular component (GO): plasma membrane
Molecular function (GO): protein binding
Source: RefSeq, a predicted model, not a curated record
AGAGAGGAAGUAGUCAACAGUCAGUUUAUGCCACCAACAGAGCUGGAGUAUCAUCCCUGCCCCCAUACAAACAGGCAGGCUCACGCGUUUCAAUGCUUUGUCAAACUCUCAUUCACUAUCCCUCAGUACCUUUCUCUUUUCGACAGCAACAGAAACUCACACAGACACACUGAGCAAACACACACUCCUCCGCUUUGCACGCCAACCAUUUGGACAUAGCAGAGGCGCCCGGGAGUGUUGUUCUCAAUAUGGAAAACAAAGCUGAUGUAAAGGCCAUCAUGGCUCGCUUCCAAGCCAGUGGGGCAAGCACUGACGAGUCUUCCACACCUUCUUCCAUAUCAGCUGGACGUACCAAACAACCCCUGCACCCCACCCUCUCCUCCGGCCCGACCAUACCAACAAAGAAACCUGUCUUGGAGAGCCUCUCAGGCAGUGCCAUAACUGUUCCUCCGAAACCCAAUUUUCUGAAAAAUACAGUAUCAACUAAGAGUGACACAGAGGCCCAUGAACCAAACAAAACUAAAUCCCUGGCAGGCAGGUUUGCAAACAUCCAGGAUGAUACAAAUACCACCAACAAACCUCUCAUUGCUAAUAAACAUAAAAUACCCUCGAAGCCACCUCUUUCACAGGCUCCUGAAGCUAAAGGCCCUGGACAGAAACCCCCUCUUAAGAAGCCCUCCCUCACCUCCACCCCGUCUGAUGCCAAACCUGCCUUUCCCAAACCAUCUCCAGCAGCUGCAUCAAAGCCCAGCUGGGUGAAAGAAGACAGUGGUGGGAGUGCAUCCAGCACACCACCACCCAAAAUACCUCCUUUACAACAAAAACCGAGCAGCAGCGUUUUAAAGUUACGUCAGCAAAAUGAAGAGAUGGCAGGAGCUAACACAGACACUGCUGCCAAACCUUUACUUCCAGUGAACUCCACUACUAAGCCCCCUUCCAACUUCAAGGCUGCUCAGAAUACGUUCAACAAGGAGAAGGACAAGCCUGAGCAGUCAGAUAGUGGCGUGACAGCAGACGGAGCCAACAAACUGCCUCUUACUGCUACCAGCUCCACCCCACCUCCAAAACCGCCAGCCAGUAAAAAACCUAGCUUGAAAAACGCACGAAAGCCUACACUUCAAGCCAGUAGCAUCAACGGCGAUGCCACUUCAGGCCCCAAACGUAACCCACUCCCCAACAGCUUAGCUCUGGGCCCUGCUCCUGCCAAGCCCAACCGACCCCCCAAGGUUAACCUAGAGAACUUUAAAAGAGGUGCUGAGGCCUCUGAUGACGGUCCCGGCACCUUGAAGAAAAUUGUCCCAACUCCUCCGGCCUCUCACCCCAGUAACCAGAGCGACCAUGUCUCCCCUCAGACUGCACUUCCUAGUCUGCCCCCACGACAUCCUGGGACCAUGAUCCAACAGGACGACUUCUACGACGAUGUUGAUGAAUUCAGCAGCUCCCCUCCACCUCUACCACCAACAGGUCACCCGAAUCAGAGGGCAAAGGAGGAAACAGCUGAUGAUGACGGUGAGAUGUAUGAGGAUCUUGAUGAACGAUGGGAAGCAGCUGAAAACAAACAGGACAAAAUGAAAGACGAGAAGGAAGAGAAAAAACGACUUGAGGCUGAGAGGAAGGAGCAGAAGGAACGUGAGAAGAAGGAACAAGAUGCUAGAAAGAAAUUCAAACUGGUUGGACCCCUGGAGGCCAUCCACCAAGGGAAGGCUCGUAUGGACUGCCGGGGCAGUAAGACUGAACUUGCUCUUAAGCAGGGAGACUGCCUGGACAUCAUCCGCGUCCAGGGCAACCCAGAGGGAAAAUGGCUGGGACGUACACAGGAUGGAUCCAUUGGCUAUGUGAAGACCACUUCAGUGGAAAUUGAUUUUAACACCCUGAAGAAUCGGAAACCUCAGCAGGCAUACGAACCUGAGGUAUACGAUGACAUCGAUGUGGUCACUCAUGAUAACAGUGGGCUAAAAGGACCAGGAGUUGUGCUACCCCCACUACCAGGAGAGGGAGGAGAAAUAUAUGACGAUGUUCUUGAUCCAAACCUGGAAGUCAGUCCCUCAGACCCCAAGUUUUCUCCUUUGAAGCCUCGCAACUUACUGAGGAUGUUUGACCGGAACAGACGUUCUGCCAGCACUAAAGUAGUGCCUCCACCCAGCCAGUUUACUGCAGAGGGGAAUUCAGAUCAGACAGGUGCAGCAAUUGAUGAGGAGAUAUAUGACGAUGUCGACUCUCAGAAUGUGCCUGUCCCUCCGCCAAUCAGCAGCCUUCAAAACCUGAAGGGCAAAAGCAAGACUGAAGAGGCCGACCAAAAGAAGCAUAAAAAGACUGAGAAAGAGGAGAAGGAAUUCAGGAAAAAGUUUAAAUAUGAGGGGGAGAUACAGGUGCUGUACAAAGUGACCAUCAUACCAACACUUUCCAAUAAGAAGUGGAGUGGGAAGGAGCUUCCAGUGAAAGCAGGAGAAAAACUGGACGUCAUUGUUAAAGCCGUGGAUAACAAACUGAUCUGUCGGAACGAGGAGGGCAAGUUUGGUUAUGUUUCCAGCAGCCACAUCGUUAUGGACGAUCUUGAUAUCUACGAUGAUGUUGGAGAUGCGUGCAUCUAUGACAACGACUGAGAAACAUCCUGCACUGGGUUUAUAGUUUUACACUGAUAUUGUCCAUGUUAUUUAUUUUGUUUAUUGAUGAUAUACAUUGGGAGCUGCUUAAGCUUAACCUGAUGAUCAGAGUGUAUUGUCAUUUCAGUUUCAUUUAAUUAUUUAUUAAACUAAUUCUGAAUCUCUGAAUACGUUGGACACAAGGGCGAUUAUUUAGUGAACUGGAAUCAGUCUAAAAUAUUUGAACAAUGUCAUCUAUGAUUUUGAUUCCUUAAACAACAAAAUUAUUUCAUAUGGUUAUGUCACUUGUAACAUCUCUCCAAAGUGGGAAACAUUGGUUUAAACAACAGUAUUUGCAUAUUUCUGUUUGUAAGUUUUCUUUAUUUUUUUCCUUCCCUUUGGCCUGCCUUCAGAAACUCUACAGUGCUGCAUUUACAUGUACGCCUCUACUGUAUUUUGCAAUUUCAGAAGAAUAGCUACAUGUUUAAAUGAAAGUUGUGAAUAUUACUUGCUAUUUUGUUUUUAAUUAAUUAGAUUAUGACAUGAUCCUGUAUGUACAGUCCGUUGCUAUCUGUAAGACCAGAUGAAUUUUAUCAGUUCCUGAGUCUAGUGUCUGUCUUGAGUUUCAACAUGUAGACUCAACAACUGUGUUAGUGCCAAAGUGCUUCUAAACAAAUGCACAUACAACUAUGAUGUACAUACAUACAAUUUUAGAAAAACAGGCUGUGUGUUUGAUUGUUUCUGCGCACAUGUUAGUUUGUCAUGUUGUCAGCAAAAGAGCCUAUCCUCCUCCUUAAUAUACACAAUACACUGCUGGAUGUUGGUUGUCUUCUUGAGUGACGUGUGCAGGUGUAUUAUGUGUGUACAGCUAAACGAACACCGUUUCAUUUGGUUUGUUCUUCAAAAUCAAGAAAUCGGCAACAAAUUCCUCCACCGUGACCUUCUCACUGCAGUUAAUGUGCAAAUACGGAAACAGUGACAUCUAGAAGCAGCCACCAGGAACUAUAAUAAUUACAAACCUAGAGUCCAUUAGGGUUAUUGAUACAAUACUAUAAAGAUUACAGAUAAAAUCUAAGAACAAUGUUUGGUACCAAAGUUUACUUUUACACGAGCUGAAAUGACUGAUUGAUAAAUCUACUGGUUGACCAUCAGAAAAUUAAUCAGCAACUAUUUUAAUAAUUAAUUUGUUUUUUUGUUGUUUUUUUUUUACAUCAGUUUUUAAGCAAAAAUGUAAAACAUUCGCUAAUAAAAGCUUCUUAAAUAUGA